AUGAGCAACAUGGUUGCAUCCGCGCUGAAUUUGACACCAGCGGAGCGUCAAUCGUUUGCGCAGCUGUACUCAAUGGCGGACUCGACGAACGCUGGGGUCGUUACUGGCGAUGCGGCUGUCAAGUUCUUUGAAGGAUUUAAGCUACCUACGCUUACGCUUGGCCAGAUUUGGUCCAUAGCCGACAGCGGGAACAAUGGAUUUCUGACAUUCAAUUCUUUUGCAGUAGCUAUGCGCUUGACGGCACGAGCCCAGCGUGGCGAAAGUGUGAAUGAGCAGGCAGUACACAUUCCUGGUGAGCCGCCAGUGCACGAGAACGUUCUUAUGCCGUCCAAUGCGAUUGACUCCUCCCCCGUGUCUCUUAUCAGUCCUGAGGAUAAGGCCCGUUUCAUGCGAAUUUUUGCUAUGGUCGGCCCUACAAACGGUGUACUGAAUGGAGAUCAAGUGAAGGACGUAUUCCUCAAGUCCAAGUUGCCGUAUUCCAAGCUGGGUGAGAUCUGGAAUCUCGCUGACACAAAGCAGCGGGGUGUAUUAGACCUUACCGACUUUAUUAUUGGUAUGCAUUAUAUUCAGGGCACGAUGAAUGGGACCAUAACCACACUUCCGACGGUGUUGCCGAACGGCAUGUACGAGUCAGCUAGUGAUCAUUCCUCUGUGCCUUCGACGCCCUUGCAGCCACAACGAACAGGAACGGACCAGCACAUAAUGCCAAGCCCUGUACCUGCUUCUGCGCUUGCACCACCUUCUGCAUCGAUGCCAGCAGCGGCUCCCCCGCGCGCUUCAACUCUGUCCUCUGGACCUGCGCCUGAACGCUCCACGACGAUGCCUGCCACUGCUUUGUCAUCCUCUGGACCAUUAUCAGAUGGUUGGGCUAUUACGCCUGCAGACAAGACGCGCUACGAUGGUUUCUUUGAUUCACUUGAUACCGAACGUGCCGGAUAUGUGGAUGGCAGCGUGGUAGUGCCGUUCUUUUUGCAGAGCGGAUUGGAUGAAUCGACUCUGGCGCAUGUGUGGGACCUUACUGAUAUGAACCAGAGCGGCACGCUGACGCGGGACGAGUUUGCUGUGGCGAUGCACUUGAUUAACGAUCGCAUUUCCGGAAAGGAGCUUCCGCAGGAGCUCCCAGCCUCUCUUGUGCCGCCAUCGAUGCGCUCGCAAACCGGAACCAAGCAAACCGAAACUCAGCGCGACUUGUUCUCACUACUGGACACGGAUGUGCCUAGUAGUAGGUUGGAUGUUGGGUCGCCCUUUGAUGAUGCAGCUGUGGCUGCUGCACCGGCUCCAUCCAACACCAAGACACCCGAACUGCCAAAGACGAGUAGUGUGAACCCUGAUGCUGCCGCGGCCGGUGCUGGCCUCGCUACUGUGGCCAGUGCUAAUGCCGGCACCAGCGCUGUGACUGAUGGCUUGGGUGGCAAGCCUCGUGAGGUACCGCAAGCCUUUGACGAUGACUUUGAUGCACCGCUUUCGGCACUUUCGCGUGAUACCAAGGCUGAAGAGACUAGCAAGGCUCUAGAGUCGUCCAACAAAGAUUUGGAGGAUGUCAAGGCGCGCCGCGCUGCUGCUGAGUCGACGCUCUCGUCACAUUCGACGACGAUUGGUGAGCUGGAAGCGCAGCUGGCGCGUGCACGCAAUGCAUUUGCCUCCGAGCAAAUGGCUCUGAAGGAGGUGGAAGAUAAGGUGCAGGUGCAGAAUGCCGAAAUUACUAGCCUUCGCCAGGAUGUGAUCCGAGAAGAGAGUGAGCUAAGUGCUAUCCGCACACAGCGUGAUGAGCUGGAACAGAAGCUUCUCCAGGACCGUGAAUCUGCACACGAGCUUAGGCGCCAGCUCGCGGAGCUCGAGACAGAGACGUCGCGCCUGCGUGAAAGCCAUGGCGUUUUGGAGCAGCAACAGCGCAAGGAAGCGGAUGCUGCAGCCGCUUUGAACAAGCAGCUGUCGUCCGCACGCGACGAACAUGAGUCGUUGUCUCGGUCCAUGUCGCCCAAUGCAGGGGCACCACCGACCACGCGUGCCCGUAACCCAUUCGAGGCAUUGUACAACGAAGGAGACCACGCCUAUACGGAAGAGCCCGUCAGAUUUGACUCUCAAUACGGCUUUGAUGCAUUCACAGCGGCUGGUGCGGGUGUUGCUGCAGGUGCUACUUUGGGCGGCACUGCUAGCCAGGGAAAGGAAGCGGUGCCGGCCACCGAGGAAAACGAGCAUGAAAAGGGUCCCGAAGCCCCAGAUGCCAUGCGCCACGAUACAGCGCCUGACACGAACAUCCCACGGGAAGACGUGGAUGACAUGGACGUGCCUGGUGGUUUUCCGAGUCAGGCCCACACAGAGCCCUCGGCGCAUGCGACCUCAGCAGUGUCGUCCGCGCCAGGCAAGCCCGUUCAGGUCAUUGAUUUGCCGGCGCCUGAGCCGCAUUCGCCUAAUACAUCCGGCACUGCCGCCAUGCCAUCCAAUGAUGUCAUGAAGUCGAGUAUUCCUCCAUCUUCGGCAUCGACAGUGACUCUGCCUGCAUCCUCGGAGCCACAGACGCCCAGCUUGCAGACAUCGCAACAAAAAGACGACUUUGAGCUUGCGUUUUCUCACAUGAGUUUCGCGAAUGUGGUUCAGCAUCAGACAGAACCGGCUGCAUCAGGCGUUGCCCCCGCAUCGCUUGGUAAGAACCUUGGUGUUUCUUCACGUUCGCCCGUGACGGGAGGUGUACCUGCCUAUCUGCAGCAGUCCACGAAACUCACGGCCGGUGCGGCGCAGCAGCCCAUGUCGGGAGGCGUGCCUGUGCUGGCCCCGACCGCCGGAGCAACACCUCAAUCUACUGCCGCUCCAGUUUCGACACCCCAAGAUGCGUUUGAGGACAACUUCAGUCCGAACAAGCCGCUCUCGCCGCCACAGCCCACCCAAGCACGGGCGCCAACACCCCCUGUUCCCGGCGACAUUGGACCUGUGCGCCAGCUGUGCCAAAUGGGUUUCUCGCGCUCGCAGGUCGUCAAGGCGUUGGAGCGCAGUAAUUAUCGCACGGAGCGUGCCCUGGAGCGUCUACUUUCCCAACAACAGGCGCCAUAA
This is a messenger RNA of Malassezia restricta, 3048 nucleotides long. RefSeq names its product scaffold protein involved in the formation of early endocytic sites. The coding region runs from base 1 to 3048 and encodes 1015 amino acids. The record is from RefSeq and is a predicted model, not a curated record. Gene Ontology annotation, molecular function: protein binding; calcium ion binding. Gene Ontology annotation, biological process: endocytosis; endosomal transport. NCBI's taxonomy places the organism in Eukaryota, Fungi, Basidiomycota, Malasseziomycetes, Malasseziales, Malasseziaceae. Gene Ontology annotation, cellular component: plasma membrane; cytoplasm. The transcript has a single exon.